Messenger RNA from Gryllus bimaculatus (two-spotted cricket), 1154 nucleotides. NCBI's taxonomy places the organism in Eukaryota, Metazoa, Arthropoda, Insecta, Orthoptera, Gryllidae. The record is from the annotation of a GenBank genome assembly.
AUAUUGUAUCAAAUUAAUGCUCCUCCAAGCUCAUCAAUCAUUUGGUGGGCUCGGGAAACUCACGAUGCCUAUAAACAGAGUAAUAACUUGUUUUGCUCAUUUAAAUCCGAUAUUCAAGUGACUGGUAUGAUGAUACAUUUCAUUAUGACUGGUGGAUUACAUCCAUUUGGAGCUGAGGCUUAUGAAAUAAUUGAAAAUGUCUGCAAGGGGCGAAUUAAGUUGAAAACCACUAGUUGUGAGGUUAAUGAUUUAAUUUCUUGGAUGAUGGUAUUUGACCCAAAGAAUCGUCCCACAAUAGCAGAUAUUAUGAGUCAUGUGUUCUUCUGGGAUACAUCAAGAAAAUGGAAAUUUGUCUUAGGUUGUUGUGGAAUAGAUGGUGUUGGGCAAGCUCUCCCAUUACCUUUGACUGAAUUUCACUCUACUCUAGAUCUUAAAGCUAUGGAAGAUAAUGUCAAAGGUGACUGGGUUUCAAUAGUUAAACCUGCAUUCCCGGAUGUGAUAAUAGAUGACUCCUACUCAGAUACUCCCACAGGAUUAUUGAGAUUUAUUCGCAUUUGUAUGGAAGAACAAACGGAAAAAAAAAUUGUCAAUGGAAAUCAAAAUCUACAAAGCUUCUUUCUCUCAGCUUUUCCUGCCUUGGCCUUAAGCUUAUUUCGCAUGGUUGAAGAAACUGAAUGGAGAAAACAUCCUGUCAUAGCAAAUUUACUUAAAGAAAAUUAGAAAUGAAUGUACAACGGUGUAGAUCUUAUAUUUUCAUAUAAAAGAAGAAAGGAUCAACCUAUAUUUAAAAAUUCAGAAAAAAUUAGUAAAAUUACAAUAUCUAUUCGCAAUAAAAAUCAGAUAAUUCAUAUAAUUUCUAAAUGAUAUUCUAUUGUUAGAGGUCAAAAGUUUUAUUCCGCAAAAAGAUCUUUUAAUUUGUUUUAUCAGGAUUUUUAACAUUGUCAAUUUUUAGCAAAUAUAAGCAUAACUGCUGUAGCUCUUCAUAAAUAACAUUAAAUAUUUAAAGUAUUUUUGAUACAAUAUAUGAAAAAAAUAUAUGUCCUCUAUUAUAUUCUAUGUUUCAUAGGUUACUGAUCACUGUACUGGGAAUUUAAAUAUUAUAGUAUUUCAUGAACGGAUGUACGGUAUAUGAACAAAUAAUAUUUUAUAUGUAU